This is a messenger RNA of Orbicella faveolata, 2274 nucleotides long. Its product is annotated as tachykinin-like peptides receptor 86C. NCBI's taxonomy places the organism in Eukaryota, Metazoa, Cnidaria, Anthozoa, Scleractinia, Merulinidae. The record is from RefSeq and is a predicted model, not a curated record.
CCACAGCAAAAUAAUGAAUUUAAUUUUUCAGUCUUUCUCCUUCUUUUAACAUUUUUAAAGGAAAAUAACAUGCUGAUGCUCAUGGAAAAUUCGCAGUUAAUAGAAACAAACGUUUUCGCAUGUUAUAUUAACCCGCCAUAAUGAGAGGGAUUAUAAGCACUUUAUCAAUUUAACAUUCAGGUCCGCGUAUCAGUCAGGACUCUAGCCAAAACACAAAUUACUCCUCAACAUGUACAUGCAGUGAAAAAUUACUGAUCUAAAUUUUAAAGAAAACGACGAAACUUAAAAGUUUGAAAGACAUGCUUCGAUAGAACCUACGUACUGUCAUCUUCAGUUGAUUGAUGUACAAAGCGUCGGAAGUCGAAUUUAUAAUAAGUAGCAAAAUGCUAAUUGUGACAACAAAAUAAAGCAAAGCGUGAAAGUGUGCCAGAGAAUUAUAAGGAUAGAAGAUGACAGUAGUUUUUGUCGAAACAUGUCUUUGAAACUUAAAAGUUGCGUCGUUUUCUUUAAAUUUUUGACUUGCUGCUAUCAUCAAGACCCUUUGAUCCGUAAAAUUAAAUGGAGACAAGUUCCAAGUAGGUCACAUGGUUAUUUCGCUUGACCCUAUUUCAACCUUGUAUCUCUAAUGUUUAUUAAACGAUUAGAAGUAGUUGAUGUACUUCUGGUUUGCACAAAAUAAUCUAACAUUAACUAUCCCUCCGCGACAGAUUCAAAGUACACUGCUGACCUCAACCACACCUACCCAACAAAAGUGAUUUUCACCAGCGCCAUGCUGUUCACAUUCCUGGUGUCUGUGAUUGGCAACUCUCUUGUCAUCUACGUCAUAACCAAACAUCGUUCCAUGAGAACAUCAACGAAUUGUCUCAUCAUGAACUUAGCAAUUUGCGAUCUUUUGAUCACUGUGCUCCUGGCCCCUUUAUUUAUUACGCAGCUGUACAUCGGAUACACGUGGUUUGGAGGCACCCUGGGAAACGUCACUUGUAAAAUAUUAUCUUUUGUAGGUUCUCUCUUGCUUUUCUGCUCUAUUUUUAACUUGGUAGUUAUUGCUCUUGAUCGAUAUCUUGCCGUCGCUCGACCAUUAAAGUAUAAAUUGUCAUCAAAAUGGGUGGUAAAAGUAGGAAUUCCAGCUAUGUGGCUUAUUUCAGCUUUGUUGUCUUUUAAAGCGGCAUACGAUGGGGACGAAAAAAGGCCUAAAUGUGGAUCUGAGAGGAGCGCUCAAGAAGUGUACUCGUCGUUGAGUUGUUUAGUUGUCUCGUUUAUCGUUCUAAUUGUGCUUUAUUCUAUCAUUUGUUAUCGUCUUUGGAGAAGAAACAUUCCUGGCGAAGUUUCUAACAAUCAGCAAGCGCUUGCUAUUCGUACAGCACGAAAGGUCACUGUUUUAAUGAUAUCAGUUGUAAUCGUGUUUGUUGUUUCAUGGGCGCCUAGUUUUGCUUUCAUGCUCUCAGACUUGAUUCUUGUAAGAUCCAGUGACAUUUCAUCCAUCAUGCACCACCCCAUAGUGUUUUUCAUGUCUUCCUGGUUGAUAUUGAACAGUAGUGCAUGUAAUCCGUGUUUGUAUUUUAUAUUUAUCGAAAGCUUUCGCCACAGUCUGAAAUCUGCUUGUUCAUGCUUAAGACUUCUCGGACCUGAAUCAAGGCUGUGCUGUAUUGGACUACAAAGGCGAUUUGAAAAUGCAGAACUAAUGAGGAACAGACAUAAUUUGAACUCCUUCGUUCAGGAAGAAGGAGCUGUUGAGUUGAGGGCAUACUCGUCUUUUAACCACAACCUCGCCGCCUUAACCGUCUCAAGGGGCAAAUGGCCUCGAAGGUGAAUGUGAAUAUGAACGAGUUUUUAUGAAAUGACAGGAUUUCCUAUUUUGCACGGCAAGAAAUAUAAUGAGGUGGGCUGGAAGUUGAAUGAAGACAUCGAAUUCUUCCCUUCAUGCCUGCGAUCUCAUGUUGCAGGAAAAAAAAAACAAAACAAAAACAAAACAAGAGGGAGGCCUGGAGCAAGGCAUAGUCUUAAAAGCAAAAGAGUUCGAUUACUUGCGUAAGUCUGACAUAGCCUGUUCCAGGCUCUCGGUAGUUGGGGACGAGCGAAAAAAAGAGGGGGACAAGAAUGGAAAAUUUAACAAAGCCCUUCCCAACGAUAACGUUUUGAAAUCUGUAUAUACACACAUGUCAUAAAGAAGGACGCCUGAUUGGUUAAUCGUUGUCAGACAUCACCCACUCCGAUGGAUACUGAAUUACUCGUAGGAAAGCCCGAGUCAUAAAAUUCAAGUUUUUUGGUCGCCAA